CAUCGAAGCAAGAUGGCGGCGAAUUGGAGGUUUCCAAGCCAGGUGCCUGCAGAUUCUGAAGUCCCUCUAACCACAGAGGAUUGCACAGGAAGUGACGAAGAUUCCAAUGAAGCUGGUGAGCCUGAGAUUUCUGAUGAGUGUAGACAUUUGUGGGAUACUGUUAUGAAGAAUCCUUGUGAUUUUAAUGGCUGGACUAAGUUGUUGGAACAUGCAGAAAAUCAGACAACAUUAAUAGGAAACCGGAGGAUAUAUCAUGCUUUUCUAACACGGUUUCCGUAUUGUUAUGGCUACUGGAAGAAGUAUGCAGACUUAGAGGUCCAGUUUAAGAAUCAAGAAUUGGCUGAAGAGGUCUUCUCCAAGGCAUUGCAGGCAAUCCCACUUAGCGUGGACCUCUGGAUACAUUAUAUCACAUUUCUGAAAAGUAAGCUGGAUAUGAAACUGCCAGAAUCUGUUGAGAGACUACGAGGAGUAUUCAAUGCAGCAUUGGAAGCUGCAGGUUUGGAUUUCCGCUCCGAUAAACUUUGGCUUUUGUACGCACAGUGGGAGAGGGACCACAGUUUCUUCAGAGAGGCCGCAGCAAUUUAUGAUCGUGUACUGACAGUUCCCACUCAGCUAUACCGGCAGCAAUUUGACAGGUUUAAAGGACUUAUUGCUGUUGUCUCCCCUCAUGAAUUUAUGAGAUUAGAGGAAUUCCAGUGGAUCCGCUCAAGAAUUAUCGAGCAGGAAAGCUUUCAGGUUCCUGAUGAAGACACAGAAUCAGAUGAUCUGGAAACAGAUCAUGAUCUUCAAGAACAGAUUCGGGAUCAUUUUAUUAAAAUACGGGAGCAAAUAUUUCUUCUAAAUGAAGCUGAAGUCCGAAAACGUUGGACUUUCGAAGAGGCAAUACUUCGCCCUUAUUUCCAUGCAUUGCCACUCUAUCAUUCUGAGCUCCAAAACUGGAGGAAAUAUCUGGAAUUUGAGAUCUCUGAAGGUCACCACAACCGUAUAGUGACUUUAUAUGAGCGUUGUUUGGUGGCCUGCGCACAUUACGAGGAGUUCUGGCUAUCUUAUGCAAAAUAUAUGGAAAAUAUUUCAGUGGAAGAAACAAGCUCAAUAUUUCAGCGAGCUUGUCAGAUCCACUUACCAAAGAAACCAACUCUAAAUUUCGAAUGGGCUAUGUUUGAAGAAAAGCAUGGGAAUCUAGAUUCUGCACGUUCCAUCCUCUGUGACCUAGAAACGCAAGUUCCUCGCCUGGCUAUUGUGCGCAUGAAGAGGGUGAACUUGGAGCGAAGGAACGGAAACCUGGAGGAGGCAGAGCGGCUCUUGCAGGAAGCUGUAGAAAAGAGUUUAGGAACUGAAUUGGCAGCCUUUUACUCUAUAAAGCUGUCUCGAUUUCUUCUGAAAUCUCGAGAAGAGCUUGAGAGGGCUAAAGAAGUACUCAUUCAAGCUUUGAAAGAAGAACCGGGUAACGCUCGACUGCAUCUCUAUUUAAUGGAAACUGAAAUGUCCAGAGAAGACUCAGAGGCUGAGAAUGACGUUAUGCUAUGUGCAGAACGGGCACUGCAGAGCAGUCUGCAUGACAAUAUCAAGAAGAUCAUUUCUCAGAGACGCCUUGAGUUCCUGGAAGACUAUGGCUCUAAUAUUACCAGUCUAUUGAGUGCCUACAAUGAACACCAGAAGCUGCUGGUAGAGCAGGAAGAGCAGACGACUAAAGCAGAGAAUGAGAGCAGUGGGCAUAUAGAAACUGAAAAGACCCAAAAUGACAGGCUUACCAUUGCACCACAAUGUUCGACUCAUUCUCCUAUAGUACCAACAACCCCCUAUCCCCUUAUCCUCCCACCUGGGCCAGUGAUGCCACCCCCUGGGCCAGUCUAUGGUGCAUCAACACAAUCAACUAGCAUGGAUGGCUGUAACCUUUGGUACCAGAACUACAGACAAUACAAUCCUAUGUCCUGGAAUCCACACAGAUAUUUCUUUCCCCAGUGACAUCAACUCGUACCAGCAGGAGUGGAUAUUUUUUCAAACAUCUGAAUCCAGAAAAGGGUGAAUAUAGAGACAGUAGUCUACAGAUUAAUGGACAGUUCUACGGCUCAGAUUUUAGCCUUUAUACUUGUUAAAGAGACCGUGCCAAGGAGCUAUGCAGUACUGUGGUUCAUUACUUACUGGUGGACUAGUCUCUACCAAACCAAGCAAAAUAGAGAGUUUUACUAAACAGAUGUUCUGAUUAAAACUCAGGUUUGUUGUAGAAGAUUAGACUUCAGCACACUUUACAGCCUGUCCUCAAACGUGUCAAAGCACAUAGACAAGCAUUGUGGUUAACCUUGGAACGCCCUAAAAUGGCAAUUGUUUGCCUGGUACCAUCCCUAGAUCCAAAAAGAUAAAGUGAUUCAGGUCCUCAUUAACCAAUCAUGGUGAAGUGAAGAUUCUUCUGAUCUUGCAUGCUUGAUUUAUCCAAGGAGGCAGAUUUGAUAUGAUUUCUCAAUAUUUUUAUGUACUUUUUUGUUUUUACCACUUUGCAAAUUUUACUUUAUAGAACUAUUCGUGAUUCUAUUCCUCAAAUUUGUUGGGUUUUUCUUUUUGUCAACAGCUCAGGAAAUGCAAAUAAUGAACAGAAAGUCUGGGCCUUGGGUUAGGCUGGGGCACAUUGAAAGUUGAAAUCAACUUAUGGAAACGAGGCUGAUAGCAGGAGGUUUGAUGUAAAUAGGGAAUUUAAAUGGAGAAGCACAGGUUUGACAGUGGAGUCAGACACCCACAACUUGGAAACAGCUUGUAGGACUCCCCUUUUGUUGAUUUUGUCCAACAUCUUUUGAGCAACAUUUAUCAGCCAAUAUACCCCUGUCGUACAGUUUAGUAUUUAUUAAGUGAUAUAAAUUUGUUCAACAACUACAGUAUGUUGUUUGUGAACAGAGCUGGUUUUUGUUUUUUUAAAUACAGAAUGUGAUUAAUUUAGUAUUAAAAAGGCACUGGUCAUGCCCCAAAAAACAUGCGCAUUAUAUUAAGCAUAAGAUUUUAUCUAUACAUUGUGCUAGCAAAUGUUUAGAUUAAGAGAAAAGACGAUUUUAAAAAGUAGGUUUUUCCUCACAGUUGUAAGUCCGUACCGAGGCAUUGAAUGACAAGGGAGAGCAAAAUAGACCUCCCGCAGAAACCAGAGCAUGUGCUAUGGUUGCUAUAGAAACUCCAUACUUGGCGCUUCUAGCACCGGCUAGGAAGUAUAGGAAUGUCACUCUGUCCCCAAACUGGCAACAAAGCCAAUGUGCUGACCAAAAAACUGAUGAGAUUUGCCUCGCUUGGGGGGGGUGUCCGAAGCAGGGAAAAGCAAAGAGACCAGGAGGAGCCGUGGCGGAGUAGAGGAUGGCCAGGAGGUCGAUGUUACACAAAUUUUAGCUGGUACCUUUCAGAACCACUUUUGCCUCUGUAUAACAAAAAUAUCAACUUAGAUUGUUUUGUGGGUGUCCUUUAUUUU
Pelobates fuscus (common spadefoot toad) is the source of this 3442-nucleotide messenger RNA. RefSeq names its product pre-mRNA-processing factor 39-like. Gene Ontology annotation, molecular function: pre-mRNA 5'-splice site binding; protein binding. The transcript has 14 exons. Gene Ontology annotation, cellular component: U2-type prespliceosome; commitment complex; U1 snRNP. The record is from RefSeq and is a predicted model, not a curated record. Lineage: Eukaryota; Metazoa; Chordata; Amphibia; Anura; Pelobatidae. Gene Ontology annotation, biological process: mRNA 5'-splice site recognition; RNA processing. The coding region runs from base 13 to 1965 and encodes 650 amino acids.